Synchytrium microbalum is the source of this 1143-nucleotide messenger RNA. RefSeq lists its product as uncharacterized. Lineage: Eukaryota; Fungi; Chytridiomycota; Chytridiomycetes; Synchytriales; Synchytriaceae. Bases 1 to 1143 code for a protein of 380 amino acids. The transcript is spliced from 5 exons. The record is from RefSeq and is a predicted model, not a curated record. Gene Ontology annotation, molecular function: catalytic activity.
AUGGACUCUCCUUUGGGUGGUAUAAAAGUUAUUGAGUUGGCCGGUUUGGCACCUGCCCCUUUCGCUGGAAUGAUACUGGCCGACUGGGGUGCAAAUGUAGUUCGUGUCGACAGAGCUCCUUUAACUGGCAGCCGGGACUUGCUCGCUCGUGGCAAACGCUCCAUGGCACUAGACCUAAAGUCUCCCAAAGCAAUUGCUGCUGUUCGUCGCAUGGUGAAAACCGCCGACGUAUUCAUCGAACCAUUCAGACCAGGUGUCGCUGAAAAACUAGGAUUGGGCCCCGAUGUCCUCCUCAAAGACAACCCACGUCUCAUCUAUGCCCGUAUGACUGGAUUCGGUCAAACUGGCGCUUAUAAAAACAUGGCUGGUCACGAUAUCAACUAUAUUGCAGUAUCAGGUGCUUUGGCUGCUAUUGGACGUAAAGGUGACAACCCAAUGUUCCCAUUGAACAUCUUGGGAGACUUUGCUGGUGGAGGAAUGUUGUGUGCUAUGGGUAUCUUGUUGUCGUUGCUCGAACGAAGCAAGUCUGGAAAGGGUCAGGUUGUUGAUGCUGCCAUGGUUGAUGGUGCUGCAUACCUCGCCUCAGCAUACUUCAAGACAAAGAAUGCUGGUGGAUGGCCAAACCCUCGUGGUGAAAACAUGUUGGACUCUGGUGCUCCAUUCUAUGAUGUCUACAAGACAAAGGACGGCAAAUUCAUGUCUGUAGGUGCCAUUGAACCCCAAUUCUUUGCCCUCCUCUUAAAAGGCCUCGAACUCGACCCCACAUGGUCUGCCCGUCAAAUGGACCAAAAAGAGUGGCCCGAACUCAAGCUCUUGAUUGCAUCUCGCUUCAUUGCCAAAAACCGAUCCGAAUGGGAAAAGAUCUUUGACUUGACCGAUGCUUGUGUCGCCCCCGUCUUGGAAGCUGAAGAAGUCAACGGCCACAUCCACAACAAUCCCCGAAAGACCUUCAUCCCUGAUAUGGGCCCUGGUAAAGGAUUUGAGGUACCACCAGUACCACGAUUGAGUCGUACGCCAGGUGUAGUUAAAUCGCCAAACCCUAUUAUGGGUGCUAAUACGAAGGACGUGUUGAAGGAGUACGGCUUUAGUGAUGCUGAGGUUGCGGAUUUGAUUAGCUCAAAGGUUGCGGUUGCUAAACUUUAA